Xiphias gladius (swordfish) is the source of this 2292-nucleotide messenger RNA. RefSeq names its product ring finger protein 150b (gene rnf150b). Lineage: Eukaryota; Metazoa; Chordata; Actinopteri; Istiophoriformes; Xiphiidae. The record is from RefSeq and is a predicted model, not a curated record. The transcript is spliced from 6 exons. Bases 85 to 1434 code for a protein of 449 amino acids.
CAUGGUGGAGUAGGCGUCUGCGGGGUUCACUCUAUCGGGCUCCGCCGACCGACGGACGGGUCGCUCUCCCCGGGAAGGAUCACCAUGGCCCCGGGCUCGCUGGUGGCGGCCUGCCGCAGCCUGGCCCUCUCUACGUGGCUGCUCUCCUUCUGCUUCGUCCACCUGCUGUGCCUGGACUUCACCGUGGCCGAGAGAGAGGAGUGGUACACCGCCUUCGUCAACAUCACCUACGUGGACCCGGCCACCUCGGAGCUCCGCACCGAGAAGACGGAGUGCGGUCGCUACGGGGAGCACUCGCCGAAGCGGGACGCCAAGGGGGUGGUGGUCCUGCCCGCGGCCCCGCACGAUCGCCAGGCCUGCGACCCCAACACCCGGUUCGCGGUGCCCGCACAGGCCGGGGCCUGGAUCGCGAUGAUAGCCCGGGGCAACUGCACCUACAAGGACAAGAUCCGCCACGCCACAGUCCACAACGCCUCGGCGGUGGUCAUCUUCAACGUGGGGUCCGCCAAUGCAAACGACACCAUCACGAUGCCCCAUCCGGGUAUAAGUGAGGUGGUCGCCAUCAUGAUCCCAGAGCCAAAAGGACGCGAGGUCGCGUCGCUGCUGGAGCGCAAUGUGACGGUCACCAUGACGAUCACCAUCGGGACGAGGAACCUUCAGAAGUACGUCAGCAGGACGUCGGUGGUGUUCGUCUCCAUCUCCUUCAUCGUGCUGAUGAUCAUCUCCCUCGCCUGGCUCGUCUUCUACUACAUCCAGAGGUUCAGAUACGCCAACGCUCGAGACAGGAACCAGCGUCGUCUCGGCGAUGCGGCGAAGAAGGCCAUCAGCAAGCUGCAGGUUCGCACCAUCAGGAAGGGCGACCAGGAAACGGAGGCCGACUUCGACAACUGCGCCGUCUGCAUCGAGGGGUACAAGGCCAAUGACGUGGUCCGCAUACUGCCCUGCAGACAUUUGUUCCAUAAGAGCUGUGUGGAUCCGUGGCUGCUGGAUCAUCGCACAUGUCCAAUGUGCAAGAUGAACAUCCUGAAAGCCCUGGGCAUCGCUCUGAAUGCCGACUGCCUGGACGACCUGCCGCUGGACUACGACCUGGCACUGGGCGGCGUGGGUGGGGUCGGUGUGGGCGGGGUCGGUGGAGUCGGCGCCCUGGCCCUGGAGGCCGUGGUGUCCGGGGCGUCCAGUGACGGCACGCUGAGCGAGGGCAGCUCCUCGGUGGUGCUGGACCCCGGCGUAAGACGGGUCGGACUCCCGCAGGACUACCAGGACCCCGACACCCUGAGAGAUAGCCCUGUGACGGCCACCACCGACACACACACAGGUGAGUUUCAGCCAAUGGCAAGCAGCGCCUCGGUGGCAUCAUUGGUCAUCGCCAUGGAGACGGGUCUGUCAGAUGAGGAGGGGUCCAUGGAGCAGUCUCAGAUGGGGGACAAAUCCUGAGAGGAGAUCAACAGAACCAAAUCAGAACCCAGGCCAAAACGGACUCGGAUCAGGUUCCGAUUUUUAACACAACUUCAGUGGACCAGAUGGUUCAGAGAACAACCUGACUGAAAUCAAAUCUGGACCAAACCUGCACUAGACUAAGUAUGACCCGAGCUAGGCCUAGGCCCUGGUUCUGGUUUAGACUGGUUCAAAGUGAAAGCUAAACCAAGAACCAGCACCAGCGUUUGAGUGGGUUUUUCUCUCAUUGGACAAAGCUUUGCUAAACCAAACCAACUAGUCUGGACCCUAGGUGGACUCAAGCCUAGCUAGAACCAGGGUCUAGACUUGGAGGAUGAGUUUUGACAUAGUGGAACCAAGUUGAAUAAAUGUGUGCGUGUUGGUUUUGACAAUGUUUAAAACAGACCUAUGUGAUCUGGACUCAAUGGAAACUGGCUUAGUUGGUAUGGCUUCAUUUUCGUCUCCUCCCGGACUUGGCAAGGUUGGACCCCGGACGUAACCUGGACUAAGGUGGCUGCUAUCCAGUUCCUUGGUCUUACUCUCAGCAGAUGUUUUUUCCAAGGCCUACCUGGGACAUAACUCCACCUAUCUGUUGUCUCUCCGUGCAGAUGUCCUAAUCGACCCCCAUUCGCCUCAGUUCAUCAUGUUUGUAGAACUGGACUAUCCGGCUCCUUUCUUUGUCCUACCCAUCGUUGAUUGAUUCCGAUAAGCUUUCACAGUGAUAGAAAAUGAAAUAUAAAUCGAGUCCUUCAUCUCCAGCGUUGUGGAACUUGUCUCGACAUUUGUCUCCCGACUCUCAAAGGGCAGACGGGGUUCAAACUGACGAGCUGAACAAACCCGAGACACGUUUAUGCUCAC